UACAGGGGCGUCCUGUCUUCCCUGAGGCCGAGCGAGCGAGCGGCACUCUGUGUGGGAGAGGAGGCAGGCACGGGUGGCAUGGCCUCUGACUGUCACUGGCUCCAUCACUUUGAAGUCCUGCCAAGAGAGGUCACAAGGGGAGGGCUCUUCCCAGUGCUGCCUGUCCCUUCCCCGGCGGAGCGGGGGACAGAGGGACAGAGUCCCCAGAAAUGUCCCUGCUGAGAUGCAGGCCGCAGACCCUGCCAUCACGCUGCCUUUCUGUGCUGUUCCUGGCCUGCUUUGUAGCAUCCGUGUCUACAGAAAGCUUAAGCCCCACGCCUAGCCCUGAGAGCAGCCGCUGGAGCCUGGUAAGGGCCAGGGUGAUGGAGAUGGUGGAGCCGCUGGUGACCAGAACCAGGGAUAGAUGGCAGUGGUUCUGGGGCCCUGGAGCUGUCCAGGGCUUUGUGCAGACCUACUAUGAAGAUCACCUGAAAGACCUGGGUCCCCGAACACAGGCCUGGCUGCAGAGCUCCAGAGACCACCUCCUAAACAAGACUCACAGCUUGUGUCCCAGACUGCUCUGCAGGGCCCGGACCCAGGGUUAAAGUGCCAGGCGCCUCCCUCCCCGGCACCCACAAUAAAGGUGUUCGUUCUUGAUCUGUGCU
This is a messenger RNA of Apodemus sylvaticus (European woodmouse), 644 nucleotides long. RefSeq names its product apolipoprotein C4 (gene Apoc4). Gene Ontology annotation, biological process: triglyceride homeostasis; positive regulation of triglyceride storage. The transcript is spliced from 3 exons. Lineage: Eukaryota; Metazoa; Chordata; Mammalia; Rodentia; Muridae. The record is from RefSeq and is a predicted model, not a curated record. Bases 210 to 584 code for a protein of 124 amino acids. Gene Ontology annotation, cellular component: very-low-density lipoprotein particle; high-density lipoprotein particle.